AGUACUACCUCAAAGCUUCGAAGUGUGCAUUCAGGGUACAGAAGGUGGAGUAUCUGGGUCACAUUGUCACACCACAGGGGGUCCAGGUGGACCAAUCGAAGAUUCAGGCUAUGGUCGAGUGGCCAACCCCGACCACUGUCUCAGAGCUGAGGGGGUUCCUGGAGUUGACUGCUUACUACCGGAAGUUUGUACAGGGGUACAACAUAUGAUCGCCCGACCCUUGACUAACUUGUUGAAGAAGGGUGGGUUUGCAUGGUCACCGGAUGAAGACAGGGCAUUUCAGCAGUUUAAGCAGGCCAUGACGACCACCCCGACCUUAGCCAUGCCGGAUUUUUCCCGGACCUCGUGAUUGAGGUCGACGCUUCGGGCCGGGGCAUUGGACGGUGCUCUCUCAGGACCGUCACCCGGUGGCCUAUAUGAGUAAGACCUUGGCCCCGUCCAAGGAGGAUUGGUCUACUUAUCAGAAGGAGAUGCAGGCGAUUAUCACGGCAGUACAGAUGUGGCGAUCGUACCUACUAGGCCAGAAGUUCCACAUCUAUACCGACCACCAGAGUCUGAGGAAUCUCUUGGAGCAACGAGUGUCCACUCCUGACCAGCACAAGUGGGUCUCGAAGCUCCUGGGGUAUGAUUAUGAGAUUCAUUAUCGGCCAGGGCCCUCCAACGUCGUUGCCGACGGGCUCUCGUGGCUCUCGGGAGGAGAAGUUCUGGCGACAGUGACGGGGCCAUUGCCCCAGUUCUGGGAUGCAUUACGGGCUCUCACAGAUACUGAUAUCUACCUGCAGGGUUGUCGGGAUACAGUAGUCAGUGAGGUUCCAGGUCAUUAUUCUUUCAGACAGGGGCUGGUAUUCUUCCGUGGAUGCAUUGUUCUUCCGCCGGGAUCUUCAAUGGUGACGACCGUGCUGCAGGAGUAUCAUGACUCUCCAUUUGGAGGGCACUCAGGGGUCGAGCGGACAUUGAGGAGGAUCCAGGCCCAGUUUUAUUGGCCCCGGAUGAGCCAGGACGUGAAGGAUUGUGUAGCGUCGUGCGAUACCUGUCAGCGGGUCAAGGCAUCUCAUCUGAGACCGGCAGGCCUCUUGCAGCCCUUGCCGGUACCAGAGCGGGUGUGGGAGGAUAUCAGUAUGGACUUCAUCAUUGGCCUCCCGCCCUUCGGAGGGAAGACGGUAUUGUUCGUCGUCGUUGAUCGACUGACAAAAUAUGCCCAUUUCAUGGCCCUAGCCCAUCCGUACACGACCCAGGCAGUAGCAGAGCAGUUUGUGUCGAGGGUCGUUCAACAUCAUGGGUUUCUGAGGUUUAUAGUCAGUGACCGGGACUCGGUUUUCUUGAGUCAUUUUUUGCAGGAGGUAUUUACUAUGGCACAGACCACCCUGCGGAUGAGCUCCGCCUAUCAGCCACAGACAGAUGGCCAGAUGGAGGUGGUUAACCGUUACUUGGAGCAGUACCUGCGCUGCUUUGCCCAUCAGCAACCGAGAUGGUGGUUGGCUCUCCUACCUUGGGCCGAGCUAUGGUAUAACUCUACCUACCAUAGGGCGAUCCAGACCACGCCAUUUGAGGCCCUGUAUGGGAGGCUACCCCCCUCCUUAGUCCGCUACCAGAGUGGUACCAGCCAGGUAGAUACGGUGGAUCGAUGGCUAGAGACUCGAGAUGAGGCCUUGGAGCAACUCAAGGCCAACCUGGCAGCCGCUAACAAUAAGAUGAAGUAGUUGGCCGAUGCAGGACGUCGAGAGGAGGAAUUUGAGGUGGGGGAUUGGGUUCUACUUAGUCUCCACCCCUACAGGCAGCCUUCUGUCUUCCGCCGUGCUUACCAUAAGUUGGCAGCUCGAUACUUUGGACCCUAUGAGGUACUGCAGAAGAUUAGCACAGUCGCAUAUUGCUUGCAGCUGCCAGCUGGUGCUCGCAUCCAUUCCACCUUCCACGUGUCCUUGCUGAAGCGCUACAGGGGGCAGCGGAUCGAGUGGAGAAAACUGCCCCUCCGGUGUCUGCAGAUGGGGAUCUAGAGCUCACCCCCUUGCAGGUCCUGGAUACCAGAUGGGUGAAGAAGGGCGGACACGUAACGGAGGAGAGUUUGAUUCUGUGGCAGCAUAUGGCGAGAGAGGAUGCCACUUGGGAGGAGACGGUCGUGAUACGACAGCGAUUUCCAACAUUUGACCUUGAGAUUCUCAUGGGGAAGGGGAUGAUAGAAACCCGCUCGGCGGGUAGGGUGGGUCGGGUUCGGCCAUGCUGGCCGGGCAGGAGUGGCGUUUUUGUUAUUUUCUCUGUUAGUUGCUGAAACUCAUAAAAGAGGAUUGAGUACGUUCAUUUGGGAUUAAGCAAGAAUAAUAUCAGAAUCCCUAAAUCUCUCUUCUCCCUAUUCUUCCCCAAUUCUCUCAAAUCCCUAACUCUUCUUCCCAAUUCUUCUCAAUCUCCAACCCUACUCUUCUCUAUCAUUAUGCAAGGAAGAAACUUGAGGAAACAAGUCCAAAGUUAGGCAUGGCAAUGGGUACAUAAAAGUGGGUUCGCCCACACAACCUCGAUGAACCCGUGAGUAAACUCACUAGUGUCGGAUACCAGUCAUGGAUGGGGAAACCCAAAAUAUGCAUGGUAGCAUAGAUGGGCCAAGUUCGAAUAUCACACUAUCUGCUCCGAUCCCAUCCGGUAUGGCAUACGAUGAUGUUCCAAUUUCUAAAAUCUGGGAUGGAUUUCACUCAAAAAUCUCUCAUUUUCUCUCGCUUCGCAUGCAACAGCUAGCAACCCAACCAAACAAACUUUCUCCUUGUAGACGUUGUGUCGCCUCCAUUGAACCUGGGGAAGAAAAGAUUAUGCACACAAUAUUUUGACCUUUUUCAUCUCCCAACUUUCUAUCGAACUCUGUUUUUCUUCUUUAUGCACAAUACUUCCUAACUCUGUACUAUGCAAUAAGAACAUCAGAGGCCGCAAAGAGAGUGUGUUGAUAGGCCCUCUGAAACAACGGUUUCAAAUAUUAGGGCGCCUCCAACUAAGCGUGUUAGUUAAUUGAUCGCAUAUUACAGGUUGUAUUUGUGUGGUGUAAGAUUAUUUGAUUAUAAGUAUGAUGAUGUAUUUAAUUAUAUUAAUAUAUAUUGAUGCUAAUUAUUAGUCAAGAUUCUCGUGUAUAUAUAGAUAUGAGGCACAUACGAUGGUUGUUAAGGUCCCGCUUGUGUGUCGAAAACAUAUUUAUGCUAAAUAAUGACACAAGAAAGACUUCAUGAAUUAGCUAUGAGUAUGACAACAAUUGAAAUAAUAUCGUAAAGAAUACAAAAAUCAAAGAGCUAAUAUAUAAUUUUAUAUUACACCAUGCUAGGAAUAUAUUACAUUUUAAAUAACGAUGCUAUAGCCAUCCUCAUUUUAUCAUAUCUAAAAUCCAACUUGAACUAUAUCUCAAUUUUGGAACAGGCAUCCACGAUUAAUUAGACGAAGAGCAUCCAAUUAGUUUGUAUUUGUAAUGACUUCUAAUUAGCACGCGCGUGGAGCUCGAUCAGCUGGAACAUUUCCACUUUCCAGCCAUAGUGGAUUAACAUUCAUAUUAUCCUAAUUAUAUGAUUAGGUCUUUUUAAUAUUGCAAAACUAUAUAUAAAGUUACCAAAUACGUGCACGUCAUUAACUGUAGUAAUUAAGAAACCUAAUAAUAAUAAGGUCAAUUAUAUUACCCGUGACAAUAAACAAUUGUAUGCACCGCCAAAAAAGUUAAAAGAUUCGC
Molecule: messenger RNA, 3691 nt
Organism: Linum trigynum
Lineage: Eukaryota; Viridiplantae; Streptophyta; Magnoliopsida; Malpighiales; Linaceae
Source: the annotation of a GenBank genome assembly